Oldenlandia corymbosa var. corymbosa is the source of this 1944-nucleotide messenger RNA. The record is from the annotation of a GenBank genome assembly. NCBI's taxonomy places the organism in Eukaryota, Viridiplantae, Streptophyta, Magnoliopsida, Gentianales, Rubiaceae.
GUCAAAAUCAAAACAAGAGAGAAUUCAAGUCGAAAUAAAGGCUAGUUACAUGCUCAACGGUGAGGAUCAAACCUAAAUCUCGAGGGUUUGGGACGAGCAUUUUACUAUCGGCUAGCGAAAGAACUUGUUGCCCCUCCGAAGAUUAGAACUUGCAAUUCUUUUUAAGUGGGCUACAUCUGAUGCUGUUAUUCGGAUCAGUUGUUUCAUGGUGUCACAUUUUCUGGGCUUUUCAACAAAACAUUUCAGCCCACAUGUAACAAACUAUAAACCCGCUACAAUUGUUAGAUGAUUGGUAGUUAGGAAAUGGAGGGUAAUCUUGUAAUUUCGUAGAGGUAGUUUAGUUAUCUAAGAUUAAUUGUACUUAGUUGCCAGCUAAUAUAGAAUUAGUUAGGCUGAAAGCCUUAUCAUAUUCUCUUCUUCCCCGAUUCCCCUGCGUUUUCUGCUUCUUCAUUCAGUUCGCGUGAGUUAUUCUCAACGACGGCAUUGUGAGAAGAGAACAUAAAGAAAAUGAGUGGCCAAAUUCCUCCACCGCAAUACGGUGCCGCUACGCCGGAAGAUGACGGAAAUCCCCUCACCGCAACCACCAACGCCCUCCCAAGCGCCGGGGUAGCUCCACGGAAAAGGGCUGCAGGAGUCGGACCCUGGCUGUUACUGGAUUCUUCGGGUCAAACCCAAGUGUUUGAAGCCGGAAAACAGGCCAUCAUGCGUCGGACUGGAGUUCCGGCCCGAGACCUUCGAAUCCUGGAUCCGCAGCUCUCGUAUCCAUCCAGCAUAUUGGGCAGAGAAAAGGCCAUAGUCAUCAAUCUUGAGCACAUCAAGGCCAUCGUCACCGCCCAAGAAGUUAUCCUCCUCAAUUCCGACCCAUCCGUCAAUCAAUUCGUCGAGGAGCUCCAAAACAGGAUACUAGAUAGGCCUAAUCUGUUACUUCCCUUCGAGUUUGUCGUUUUGGAGUCGUCCCUUGAAGCCGUUUGUAGCGUAAUGGAAAACAAAUCAAAGACAUUGGAGCAAGAAACUCGUUUCGCUCUGGAUAGAUUGACAACGAAAAUCGAUACCCUGAAUUUGGAAACUGUUCGACGAAUUAAAAGUCGAUUGGCUGAUAUAACUGGAGGAGUACAGAAGGUAAGGGAUGAAUUAGAACACCUUCUGGAUGAUGAUGAUGAUAUGGCAAAGACUUAUCUCACUCAGAAGUUGGAAUCAAAUCUACUUGAUGAUGAAGAAGAUAACCCGGAUUGCGAAAUCAAUAAUGUUGGGAGGAAGCAAGUUGAUGUGAAAGAGCUGGAGAUGCUUUUGGAAGCGUAUUUUGUUCGGAUUGAUGGCACACUGAACGACCUCUUCACGCUGAGGGAAUCUGUGGAUGACACUGAAGAUUACAUCAAUGUAAUGCUGGCUGAUAAACAGAACCAUCUGCUUCAAAUGGGUGUUUUGUUGACAAUGGCGACGCUUCUUCUGAGUGCAUUUGUGGUGGUGGCGGGUGUCUUUGGUAUGAACAUCAGCAUUGAAUUGUUCGACCCGAAGUUCGCCGGCUACCCGGAAUUUCUCUGGACCGUGGGUGGUAGUACCGCCGGUUGCGUCGUCCUUUAUGUGGCUGCGGUUGCGUGGUGCAAGUAUAAACGCUUGCUGGGUUAACCAAACCAAUUAACCGGACUGGCACCAUUUCGGGAAAAGUUAGAAAAAAAAAGAAGAAAAGUAUGGCCCCCGCCCCCGAGAUGAAGUGUUACGGUAGAAUUAUAUAUGAUGAAAGUGUAAUAGGGGGCGUAGGAGUAUUCUCGUGUCAUAAUAAGGAGGUUCUAAUUUGAUCAAGGGUUAUGUUCCCUGCCUGAUCAUUUGAUACAAGUAUAAUUUGUGCGGCCUAUUUUCAUUUUUUUGUACCUUCUCUUGUCCAGAUGGAUAGUUAUAACUUGAUCAAAGGUUCACAAUUCGAAUCAACACAGUAGUGUAUACAAG